UGCUUUCAGGAUGUAAACAAACUUUUGAACUGUGAGACAUUUAAAUCCUGAGCUGUCAGAGAGUGGUUCAAUACUACUUAGGAAGACUUUCAGGAAAACCCUUUGGGACCCUGAGCUAUGCAGCAUGUGUUCAAAAAGAGUUCAAAUACCUACUUUGUCUCUGAAGAAAGACCCACCCUGAGCUUCAAUGAGGAGACCUACCAAAACUUUGCUGAAACUCUGCCGACUGAAAUUAGCUUGAAAAUAUUCCGUCAACUGGACACUCACAGCUUGUGUAAUGCUUUGUUAACCUGCAAAUUGUGGUACCAUAUUAUUGAAGACAGUGAUCAUAUUUGGAGGGAUCACUGCCUGGUUGUAAGAGCUGUCUGUCAGCGACAGAUUGACGGGGACAGGCAAUGUGGAAUGUCAUGGAAGGUCACACUAGUGCGGAACUAUAAAAGAAGCUUAUUGAAGAGGGACUGGUUGAGAGGAAGAUACAGCAACGUUCAUUGUGCAGAUGAACUCCUAGACACAUACAUGUGUCCCCUGGAUGUUGAGACGUGGGGCGAAAUUCUAGAAGCAGAACUAGAUAGAUAGGCUAAUGCUAGUAAAAAAAUACUGGUUAUAGCCACUUGUGUAGAUAUAUGUAUGAUUAUGUGAAGCACUUGACUUAAAUUCUUGAUGUAAUUAUUUCUUAUAUUAUUAGGCUUGUCGUAUGACAAACAUAAAAACUAUGUUGAUUUAUAUAUUUUUUAAUAGGCCCUACUAUUAGGAAUGAUAACUUUUGUGUCCACACCAAAUAAAGUGGGGUCUUUUUGAUAUUCA
Osmerus eperlanus (European smelt) is the source of this 804-nucleotide messenger RNA. RefSeq names its product F-box only protein 48. Gene Ontology annotation, biological process: SCF-dependent proteasomal ubiquitin-dependent protein catabolic process. The transcript has 3 exons. NCBI's taxonomy places the organism in Eukaryota, Metazoa, Chordata, Actinopteri, Osmeriformes, Osmeridae. The record is from RefSeq and is a predicted model, not a curated record. The coding region runs from base 118 to 576 and encodes 152 amino acids. Gene Ontology annotation, cellular component: SCF ubiquitin ligase complex. Gene Ontology annotation, molecular function: protein binding.